Fusarium poae is the source of this 1449-nucleotide messenger RNA. RefSeq lists its product as uncharacterized. The coding region runs from base 1 to 1449 and encodes 482 amino acids. The record is from RefSeq and is a predicted model, not a curated record. Lineage: Eukaryota; Fungi; Ascomycota; Sordariomycetes; Hypocreales; Nectriaceae. The transcript has 3 exons.
AUGCGACAGGAAUAUAAAACUCUGAUACUUGACUUGGGUGGUGUUCUUGCCAAGUAUUCAACAAAGAACAAUGUCGGUCUCUCCGCAAGCCUGAUCAAAGCUGCCCUCGACACAUCCUACUGGCACGACUACGAAGCAGGCCGUAUUACAAACGACGAGUGCUACAAUAAUAUAUGCCAAGAAUUCGGCAUUGACAUUGAAACAUGGACCGAAGCGUUGGGACAAAUGAGAAGGGGGGGCCUGCAGGUAAAUACUGCUUUGAUCUCCUCUAUCAAGGAGCUCAGACAGAUGCAUCCUAAUACCAAGGUUUUCUGUCUUUCUAACAUCCCUGCAUCUGAGUCUGACGCACUCGAACAUGAAAUCCAGAGCUGGGGUAUCAUUGACGAAUUCAUCGGCUCUGCCACUAUUCGUCAGAGGAAGCCAGACAUGGCCGCUUACGAAGAAUGCUUGAAGAUUGUCAAGACCCCUGCAUCUUCUUGCAUCUUUGUUGAUGAUAAGGUGGAGAAUGUUGUUGCCGCUCAAGCCCUUGGUAUCAAGAGCAUCUUAUUCAAUGAUACCGAAACUCUCGUCAGGGAUCUUCACAACCUCAUUGGAGAUCCUGUUGCACGCGCAAAGUUGUUUCUUGAAGACGAAGGAAAGCGCCUCUUCUGUCCAAUGAGCACUUCUCAUAUGCUUCUGGACAAUUACUCUCAGUUGAUCAUUUUUCAAAACCCGAGAAUCCGUGAUCUGGUUAUGCCAGAGAGCAUGGGGGACUCUUGGAACUAUUUCCAACAAGGAUCGCCGAUACUGACGAACACAGUCCACCCCGAUUAUUCUGACACUACAUCACUCGUAAUAGCAGUCUUGGACAAUGUUACAACGGCUGCAAAACUCAAGGCCAGAGAUGAGAUACUCUCAAACUUGACCCCGGACGGUUUGCCUCUUUGUUGGCUUAGCAAAAGUCGUCCUCAGUUUUGCCACUGCAUCUGCGUCAGCGUUUUCCGCUUCUUCGUCAUCAACGACUGGGGUGAAGAGCUCUCCAUGGUUAAUGAUUUUGUCUGCCGUCUACUCGAAACUCGAGCCUACCUUCACGGAAGUCGCUAUUACAAAAACCCAGAUUGGCUCCUAUAUAUACUCUCUGACCUCUGCGAGAGGCGUCCUUCGGACCCACAGCUUCAGCGUAUAAGAGGGUUGCUCAUCGAGUGUGUUCGCGAACGUAUGGGAUGUGAUGACAAUGUUUUUGGUGCUGUAAUGAGAUCGUUGAGUUCUCAAUCUCUUGGUUUUCAGAAUGGGAGAGAUUUGAAGAUUGUGCUUGAUGGGCAGCAACUUGACGGCGGAUGGGAUUUGGCAUGGUCAUGGGGGUACGGCGCUGAGCCGCAUCACAUUGGAAGUCGGAGAGUUUUGACAGCCAUGGCUCUGAACGCGAUUCAGGGGAUGGAAUUGUUUUCUGAAGAGACUGUUAUCCCAUAG